GCCAAUGAUUUUCCUGAUUGCAGUAGACUGGAUAAUGCGACAAACAGCGGGCAAUGAGGAAACAGGCAUGAAAUGGACUCACACAAAAAACUUGGAGGAUCUGGACUUCGCCGACGAUAUAUGUCUGAUUUCCCGCAAACAGGAAGAUAUGCAAGUGAAAAGCAACAAGUUGGCAGAAGAAGCAUCAAAGAUAGGACUUCAGGUGAACGUAGAGAAAACAGAUGUGAUGAAGAUUCCUGGACAAGAACAACAACAACAGACAACGAUCAGCAUAAAUGGGAGGAACCUGAAAGAAACAACCUCUUACCUACCUGGGAAGCAUCGUUUCAACUACAGACGGACAGAACUGACGAGGGUAUCAAAGCAAGAAUCGGAAAAGCAAGACAAGCUUUCACUACUCUCAAGUCUGUGUGGAGGUCAACAGCACUCAGCAUCAAAAAUAAGAUCCGGAUUUUCAACUCCAAUGUGAAGUCAGUGCUACCAUACGGAUCAGAGACUUGCACUAAGCGUCAUAAAGAGCAUCUCAAACAAACUACAGACCUUCAUUGACAGUUGUCUUCGCUCAAUACUACACAAGAUCAGAUGGCCAGAAAAGAUCAGCAACAGAAAUCUCUGGGAGCGAACCAACCAGGAACCGAUUGUGAGACAAAUAGGCAGGAAGAAAUCGGGAUGGAUUGGCCAUACUCUGAGGAAACCAUCAAGUGACAUCACUAGACAAGUCCUCGAGUGGAACCCGAAAGGGAAGUGGCGAGUUGGUCGUCAGUGCAAGGGUGACUUGGAGGAGGUCAUGUGA
Trichobilharzia szidati is the source of this 793-nucleotide messenger RNA. The record is from the annotation of a GenBank genome assembly. Lineage: Eukaryota; Metazoa; Platyhelminthes; Trematoda; Strigeidida; Schistosomatidae.